Molecule: messenger RNA, 3103 nt
Organism: Gymnodraco acuticeps
Lineage: Eukaryota; Metazoa; Chordata; Actinopteri; Perciformes; Bathydraconidae
Gene: tspan33a
Product: tetraspanin 33a
Exons: 8
Coding region: 200-1045 (281 amino acids)
Cellular component (GO): membrane
Source: RefSeq, a predicted model, not a curated record
ACCCAGUUUCCCCCCGCCCCGUCAGAGCGGCAGCCUCACUGGACCUGUGUGUCGGAUCAAGUGUGUGAAGAAACCAGCAGCUUGUCAUCAUCGUUUAGAGUCGCAGUCUUUGGUUUUCACUCACGGAUACUCGUUGUUUCUCACAGUCAGUAUACUGAUCUGUGCGCAAACGUAGCAACCCGCUUGGAUACCUGUCGCCAUGGGAGGAAGACGCAGAGGCGCACAUGACGAAAACUACUCCUUUGUCAGUCCAGUCGUCAAGUACCUACUGUUCUUGUUCAAUUUAAUAUUCUGGGUAAUCUCCCUGGUGAUGGUAGCUAUCGGCGUGUACGCCCGCAUGAUGAAACAUGCAGAGGCCGCUCUGCGGUGUCUGUCGGUGGACCCCGCUGUAAUGCUGCUGGUGGUGGGGGUCCUCAUGUUCAUCCUCACCUUCUGUGGCUGUGUGGGCUCGCUGCGAGAAAACAUCUGCCUCCUGCAGACGUUCUGCAUCUGUCUGACGGUGAUCUUCCUGCUGCAGCUGGUUGCCGGGGUCCUGGGCUUCGUCUUCGCCGAUAAGGCUCGGAAUAGAGUGACUGUGAUGAUCAACGAUGCCAUGGUCCACUACAGAGACGACAUUGACCUGCAGAACCUCAUAGACUUUGGUCAGAAAGAGUUUGGCUGCUGUGGGGGCGUGACGUACAGCGACUGGUCCCAGAACAUCUACUUCAGCUGCGAGCCGGACAACCGCAGCAGAGAGCGCUGCUCCGUGCCCUUCUCCUGCUGCGUCCUCAACAAGGACGAGAACGUGAUCAACACCAUGUGUGGCCAAGGCAUGCAAGAGAUGGAGUACACUGAGGCUGGAAACCAUAUCCACGUCAACGGCUGCAUUGACAAACUGGUGGACUGGAUCCACAGCAACCUGUUCCUCCUGGGAGGGGUCGCCCUGGGACUGGCCAUUCCACAGCUGGUCGGCAUCCUCCUGUCUCAGAUUCUGAUCAGCCAGAUCAAAGACCAGAUCGAGCUGCAGAACUACAACCUGAAGCACCGCUCCGACCCGUGGAGAUGACCCAGACUGGAUCAGUCCAGAUUCUGGUGAUCGGCACCAGAACCACCUGAAACCCUUUUUUUCCGUGGCAGCUUGGAUUAUGCAUCCAGUAUCAUUGCUUUAACUUAAAAACAUGUGACUAAUAUUGAGCCAGCAUGUGGACAAGCCAUUACUAUUGGCCAGGAUGUGGAGGUUAGUACACACAGAGGAGACGAAAGGAGAAACUGGACUCUGCCGCCACCUGCUGGACACAAACCAAGCUGGAAUUUAGCAAACUUUUUGAUGGCACCAAACAGAGGCAGGGGGAGUAUUUGGUGAUCAGGGUCUUGUUGACAGGAUUAUUUUAAACCUGAGAACGGCACUCAGUAUAAUAUUUCACUUUUUAUCAGUGGGAGUUAAUUGUUAUUGUCUUUGUUGUUGAAUCCACUGCGAAUGCUAACUGACUGAAAAGGGAAUCACAUUUUUCCACAUAUUGAUUUUGUAUAUUUUUUCUAAAUCUGUGUCAUGCAUCAGAUAUUUGGUCCAGGUUGUUUUAAUGAAUGUUGCUUUGUAGUUGAAAUAUCUGUGAAGAGAACAAAGCUUCGCCUCCUUACAAUACUUUCACAAGCUUAUGUGUUAAACAGCGUGUCUCAAAGUGCCUUUUACCCAUGAUACCAAAUCACACUUUUUUACUUAACAUACAAAAUAUUUUUAUUUGGUCAUUUAAUGUAACAGUAAUGUUUGCAUCAAAGGUCUGACGCUUCAUAAUAAAGUGGCCAUGUUAGGUUGUCCUGCAGAGACCCUACUCUUCACAUGAUUUCAUUUCCUUCUCACGUUUAGCCAGCUGCAGAGCCACUGGAUUUCAUCUCAACAUGCUGCCAUUAUAAGAACAUAUCUGCCAAAUAACAGGCUUUUAACAAAGUUCAUAUUCUGUUCAUAAGGCAUCAUUUCAAUCCUGUUCUGAUCUAUUGCUUUUUCUUUUCCUUUUUGAAUAAUUGUCAAUGAAAAUACAAAAGUAAAUGGGAAUUCCCAUUUCCCCACUAAAGAAAACAGUUGUAAAUGCCUCCAGUGUUGCUGUGUUGGUGUGGUCACUAGAAAAUGCCAAAUUUGUGUUUUCUGACCAAUCAGUGAGCAGAGCAUGGUUGAGGUUCUCUUUGUGUCUGUGGAAAUCAUACACAGCGGUUUAUAUCAGUUUGUAUUCUCUUGUUAUGAUGUGAUACCCAUGUGAUAGUUCUUUACAAGUAAGAGCUGUCCUUUAACUGAAGACAUUUCACUUCGUCCACCAGGGAAGCUCCAGCUAAAGGUUUCAUGUAUCUGUGAAGAAGCAACACACCCUCUCAUCUCCGUCUCUGCCUGGCAAAUGAAAUCCUGAGUUGCGAGGCAUUCCCAGCUUGAAACCUGACGCCUGUAAUCUUUGGGAGCAGAAACAGUCCUGCAUGUUUUACAGCCUUUGACGCAAGUCCACAAUCUAAACAUGACAUUUCUGUGUUAGUUUAAAGCUGCAGUAACUCUCCGUGCUGUGACUCACCCUGAGGCCCGAGACACACUCUGCUGUACCUCUGAUGCUGCUGAGGAGUACAACUACAUUUCGUGUGACACUUUAGAUAGAAGUUUGUAACGUUACAGCAGUUUAUGAAUGUAGCAGUCUCUUACAAUAAUGUUUUGGUGUGGGUGUGUGUGUGGGGGGGGGUGUGAGUGAGAGAGAGAGAGUGUGUGUGUUGGCUCGGCCCGCACUCUGUGUGUGGUCCCUGGUUUCUGCCUCUGACUCACUCAGGCAGCCAUGUUGCUGUGGUCUUCAUGGAGGCCCAGACACACACACACACACACACACACACACACACACACACACACACACACACACACACACACAGAGAGGAGGGAGCAGAGUUAACCCAGUUUUACUCACAGAACACCAGGAGAGAAACAAAGCAUCUGCAGGCAUGCAAAUACCACAAGUGCACUGUCCAAUUAAUGCGCUAACCCCAGAGCAGCACCAUGCUGGAGAUUAACGAGCUGCUUUUAGUCGUAUAAUAAAAAAAUGGCAUAUUUAAACAUAUGUACAAAUUACAUUCAUUAAAGCACCUGAAAUUAAUAAUGUGA